Messenger RNA from Anastrepha obliqua, 984 nucleotides. RefSeq lists its product as uncharacterized. The coding region runs from base 160 to 816 and encodes 218 amino acids. Lineage: Eukaryota; Metazoa; Arthropoda; Insecta; Diptera; Tephritidae. The record is from RefSeq and is a predicted model, not a curated record. The transcript is spliced from 6 exons.
ACGUCUAAGGAUAAAGAGCAGUGUACUUGUGCAAAUACGACGCGUGCUUCAACCGGUAGUGCAAUUUCCACAUUCUCUACGACGGCGUCUCUGUGCUCAUUCAAAAUUUCUGCUACCUCGCCUAAAUCUAAACGUAAGACGUCUAAUAAAGACAAGAAGAUGUCGCGCCGCAACAAGAAGGGAGGCAAAGAUAUGGAGUUUUUGUUCAGCGAAGAAAGUAUUGGCAUUGAGGCUCAGCAGCCAGUUGGCGACAAGGUUGAGGAAUUGUUAAAAACGGUUUUAGCAAACCAAGCCAAAAUAUUGGAAAACCAGAAAAUAGUUAUGGACCAAUUCUUUCAUUUCGGCAAGCGACUAAAUAAUUUAGAAAACAUAUUUAAUGAAAAUAAAAUCGAAGCCAGUGAGCAUCAUUCUGUUUGUAAAAUGACUGGAAAAGAAGUGGAUGAAAUUCAAACGGAAAUAUCGUUCACAUUACCAUUGCAAACGAUAGCUGCAGCUAAAGAAUUUGAAAAAAAGCUGCUGCAACAACAAUAUCUUGAGGCAAUGAAAAGGUUUCUUUUGAAAAUUAAGGGUCCUGAAACGACUGUUGACGAUUUGCUUCGUCAAAUUUAUAGUGAUGAAAUGUUGUGGCUUUGCAACUGGGAUGGUAGGGGUAACAAGGAAGCAUUAUCCCAAUAUUCUAUUGUUUCGGAUCUUCUUUUUGAUAUGUUUCAGCUAUGCGGACAAACUUACGAGAAGAACAUUCGUAGGUCCAUUGAGCUUAGUCACCACCGUCUUAAGCAGCGAGAUUAUCGGCUGCGGCAUAAAAAUAAAAAAUAAUAUUUAACACUUAUUAUAUAUAAAAAAGUUAUAUGUAAAUAAAUUAUUAAUAAUAAUUAAAAAAAAAAUUUAAUUACUAAUCAAUGCAUGUAUUUACCUUUUGCUUUCGAAUAAUAACGUUUAUACUAUUUUGACACUAAUUUUGCCUUAAUAUAAUUUUUUAAAUAU